CGGGGCGAAGACAUGUUAUUUUUAGUCUAUUUAUCUGUUAUUGCGAUAUUAACUGAAGCAUGCGACCAACCAAUGUGUUCGCUACAGAAUUUUGCUGAUGCACUGUGCAACGUAAAGACGAAAGAAGCAAAUGACGUUGAAUAUAAGUUAUGUAGCGAUGGCGUAAAAAUUCAACACUACAGUUUGACUGGAUCUAUGCCUCAACAUUCAUACACAAAUGGAACAUUUCUAAUACAUGUCACAAAAGGCGAAAGAAGACACAAAUACAGAGCGCUCAUGAUAGAAGUCAAGCAAAAAGGACAAAGCAAAUUAAGACAUUAUAUCCACAUACAAAAGAGGAAGGGAAUGUUGAAAGACUUCAUUAAAGUGAAUCUGUCUUGUUUGUCAAUAUCCACACGAAUUACGUCUGUCAGAAUUGCGGGCGAAUUGAAUCAUUUGAAGAGGAAUAAUUGUAAGCCAAAGUACAGGAGAUUUCAACACCUAUCUCUAGAUCUAAAUCAGAAUGAAGGAACAACCAUUUUACCUCAUUCCAAAAUGCAACAAAGGCAUGGUACUACAAACAGAAUGAAGAGAAGCAAACAUGAGGGAAUAAAGAAUGAAAAUUGCAUUGUGGAUGUAAAAAAUAGAACUGUUAAAUUUUACUGGAAAAAACAAGAAAAUGCAAAGAUCAUAUGGUGUGGCAUCAUAAGUUCUAGAAUAAUAAUGAUAGAAGGAAAUGUGUCUGAACGUGAUGGGAUAAUUUAUUGCAUCACAAAAUAUACGAUCACAGAAAACUAUUCCACCAGGAUCUAUUAUAGACAGAAUGGUCACAUGUACAACGCUAGUCCAUGCCAGUUUUCAACAGAGAUCCUAGAAUUUAAAACGGAAGACCAUUGGACCACAAAGUAUACGGAGAUUAGUUCUAGUGCUUCACUUGACUACAGUCUUACAGCUCCGCUUCUGUCAGAGGAAGACCUUUGGACCACAAAGUAUACGAAGAUUAGUUCUAGUGCUUCAUUUGACUACAGUCAUACAGCUCCGCCUCUGUCAGCAAGUCCUGAAAUUGCGGCUCUUACCGAAAGAAAUAACGAUUCCACGGAUGUCAUCUUGAUAACUGUUCUAGCAUUUCUAAUACUUGGAGUAGCUCUUUUACUGUUAGCCAUAGUUUUCCUCAUUCGUAGAAGGAAAAAGCUUCAGAGAAUCCCAGAACCGUAUCCAUACGAGAGAACAGACAUGGCAGAAUCGUCUGAAGCAACAGCCAUGAUAAUAACUAUUGACGAAUACAGCAGAGACAUUUCCCAGCUGACUAGUCUACUGCAAAGUCGGAAAAUAAAGGUUGUAACUGCAGAGUCCUCCUCUCUGGAAAAUUUGAAGAGCUGUCACGACUGGUUGGAGAAAACAGUGUCCAAAAGCAACCAUUACAUCUUUAUCGUAAACAAACAAAUGGAUGAAAUAUUGUUCAAAGCAAAAUUUAAUGAACCACUGAAAGAAAAGACGGAAAUUUCAAGUAAUUGGUCGACAGAGUAUGAGGGUGGGGCAUGCGCAUAUACGAUAGUUCUGAUUAGAAAUGAAUUCAUUAGAAGCUUGACCAAUUCCGGAAGUUCACGCAAAUCUUGUCAUCUUGUGAGUUUUGAGGAAGAUGAUGAAAUGAUCGUAUCAGAUCUGAAGCACAAAUUCAGUUUAUUUCAGUGCAUCAAGACACACUGCUACAACCUGUACUCUAACAAGCAAUUCAAAUAUAAUGCAGCAUGCCGUAUAAUAAACAAUAUCAAGAAAACAGAAAAAUCGAGAGACUGCAAGGCUGCUCAUCAAAUCUCAUCGGACAAUCAUAAGCAGACAGUAAAUGACUUGGAUAUCGAAAGUGCCUUUUUAUCUGUAAAUAUUUCUUCAAAGCAUUGCUUCAUUCCUCUAUCCACGACUGAUGACACGGAUUCAGAAUCAGAUCUUGAUAUCACAAGUGAUUUGUUGGAAAAAUAG
Saccostrea cuccullata (small rock oyster) is the source of this 1956-nucleotide messenger RNA. RefSeq lists its product as uncharacterized. The record is from RefSeq and is a predicted model, not a curated record. NCBI's taxonomy places the organism in Eukaryota, Metazoa, Mollusca, Bivalvia, Ostreida, Ostreidae. The transcript is spliced from 13 exons. The coding region runs from base 13 to 1956 and encodes 647 amino acids.